Daucus carota subsp. sativus is the source of this 1528-nucleotide messenger RNA. Its product is annotated as putative F-box protein At3g17480. The record is from RefSeq and is a predicted model, not a curated record. The transcript has 2 exons. Bases 125 to 1198 code for a protein of 357 amino acids. NCBI's taxonomy places the organism in Eukaryota, Viridiplantae, Streptophyta, Magnoliopsida, Apiales, Apiaceae. Gene Ontology annotation, molecular function: protein binding.
GAAGAGUCGGGAGUGAAGAAAUAGGGGGAGUGUCUGUUCGUUUGAAUGUAGGAUACAUCGGGUAUAUAGAGUUGAGAACUGGAACACUGAACCGCAACUUUAUCAUCAUCAUUCCUAGGGCUCAAUGGCGACUAAUUAUUUCUCCGAAGAGAUAAUUUUUCUCAUACUUUCCUAUCUUCCUGUAAUAUCACUUCUCCGCUUCAAAUCAGUCUGCAAAACCUGGCUAUCCAUCAUAAAAAGCCCACAGUUUGUUGAAGCCCACCUUGCCAAUUCCAGGAACAAACAAGCAUCCGUGCUCAAAGCCUCUUAUUAUUGGGGGGUUUUCUCCAUGGACAGUGUUGAAGAAUCAGUUGAGCUUAAAUUGCCAUCACGUCUUGAGGGUAUGGUUUAUUACAUGCGUUCUUGUAAUGGUCUUGUUUGUCUUUCCAAUGAAAGUAGUUAUGAUAUUUGUAUUUGGAAUCCGUGUACUAGACAGUAUAAGAUGCUUAAUGCCCCCAACUAUUCAAUAAAUAAUGUCGGGGCUUGUUUAGGGUUUGGGUUUGAUUCUGUUGGAAAUGACUACAAGAUUCUUAGGAUUGUAACAAAGGUUACCCGUAACACAUGGGGUUUUAUUAUUAACAUGGGUAACUUCUCAGAAGCACAGUUGUAUUCCGCAAAUGCUGAUACCUGGAAAAUGAUUCGUACUCCGGAUACUAUUAAAAUGUCUUUUUGGCAUAAGCUGAAGAGAUUCUGUGGUCCUGAUAUUAGUGGGAAGUUGUAUAUGGAAGGGGAGGGUGAGCUAUUGCCGUUUGAUUUGCGGAAUGAUUUGUUUGGAGAAAUUGUGGUGUUACCGUUUCCUGAUUACGUGGAACAGAAAAGGAUAAAGAAGUCUAAGAUUUUGGAUUUUGAAGGUUCUGUGGCUAUGGUAUAUGAAUCUGCUGGGGAUGAAUCAGUUAUGAGUCUUUGGAUGUUAGAUGAUGAUGGCUUGUGGAUUAAAAAGUUCAAUCUUGAAAUGGAUUUGGAGUUGGAUCGGACGUAUCUUUAUUUGGGCGCUCAACACUUUCUUGGACUCAAUUUUGUUUUUGGAUACAAAUUUUACAACUACACAAAGAAAACGACUAAGAAGCUUCCUUUCCCAGCUCAUCUCACCGAUGUCAAGUCAGUUGCCAAGUUCACUCAGAGCCUUGUUUCCCUUGAGGGGUUUCAAUCACAAGAAUGAAGUCGCAAGUAACUCUAAUAUUGUGGUCAUUUAAGGGAAAGGAAGAGUCGGGCAGAAUUGUGGCAAAUGUGUUUAUAACUGGACCAGCUUGUUUGUUUUGUAAAUUGUGCAUGUAGAUGGCACAAGUGAAUUUAGUCUAAUGCCUUGUCAUUGAGUACCAAGUACACCCUGCUUUGUAAGUUUAGGUUCUAGGUAUAAUGGAUGGAUUUGUUGGUUGCUAAAAAUUAUUAUGUUUAGACGGAUAGGUAAAAGUUGCUUCUCCUUUUUCAUCUGCAUGCUGUGGAUUUUAUGGUAGUGAAGCUUGAAUAUAUAUAGUUGCUUAUGUGCUUC